Tetrahymena thermophila SB210 is the source of this 1653-nucleotide messenger RNA. RefSeq lists its product as hypothetical. The transcript has a single exon. NCBI's taxonomy places the organism in Eukaryota, Ciliophora, Oligohymenophorea, Hymenostomatida, Tetrahymenidae. The record is from RefSeq and is a predicted model, not a curated record.
AUGAUAAAAGAUCUUUAUUGUGAUAUUCAUAGCGCUUAUCAAAUACAUCAUAUAGAUGUAUUAGAAGGCUCUCAAAAAAAAUUACAAUGUAUAAAAUGCUUCUCAGUUAAAAAGAAGGAAAUAAACUUCCUACUUUUACCAGAAAUCAUUGAUUCAGAUGAAAAAUUCUUUAUCGAAAACUGGCCUCCUCUUUCAGAUGAAUUGCUGAGAAAAAAAAUAAUUUUAUUAAAAAAUGAAGAUUUAGACAUCAACUAAUCUAUUUUGAACUUUUAUGAUAAGAUGAUUGAAGAAAUAACUUAGAUUUUAUCUGAGAAAAAGAAAGAAUAAUUAAUAAAAGCAUAAAAAAUGUAUGAAUUAAAAGAUUAAAUUAUUCAAAAAUACUGUUAAAUGGCAUAAGUAGUUAAAAUAAAGCAAUGUGUCAUUUAAGAAAAUUAAUUGCUUGAAAAAAUUGAAUAGGAUUUAAAAGAUUAGAUAGAUUCCUAAUUUAAUAAAAAAGAUGAAUAUACUUCUAUACUUUCGUGUAUGAUGCAAUAAUAUGAAAUAAUUAGCUAAUUUGAUAUCAAAAAGCCUACUUAAAUAAAAGAAAAUAUACUGUAGCUAUUGAAAAUAAUCAAUUUAACACCAUAAAACAACUUUAACUUCGGAAAUGAAAUUGACAUUUUUAGCUUUGAUAAUAAUAAUACUUAUAAAUAAAAAUUAAUAGAAGAAAGUGAAAUUUUAAAGAAAGAUAAAAGCAGAGUUGAUAUUUUAAUCGAACAACUUAAUCUCUAUAAUUAACAAUUAACAUAAAAAAUGAAUUAAAAGGAUUGGAAUUUGAAUGAUUUCUUAAUAAAAUAGCAAUAAAUUUUGCUUGCAAAUUAAAUUAGCUAAGCAGAAUAUAUCAAAGAUGUUUACUAAAAUGCGUUUUAAAUAAAAUCCUUAAUAGCAAAAAAUACAUCAUUGCUAGGAUAAAAAAGUUUCAAAUAUUUUAAUCACUUUAAUUACAGUUUAAUGUUAUAAGAUAAUAAUAUUGUUUGUUUUAAUAAAAUUAAUUUUUCUGAAAACAUAUCAGUUAAGUUAAAUUCGAAUUCAAAAUAUUAGAUUCAAAGAAUAUAAAAUGGGUAAGAAUAAGUCUCCUGUUUUUUAAAUUACAUUCUUAAACCAGAAAAGAAAUAUGUAUUUAGAAUAAACCUCUAUAAAUCCAAUUAAUAAUCUACAUUUUAUUUUGGAUUAAUUAGCAAAUUAAAUAAAACUUAAUAAGACCUACAUUAAGAAGGAAUAGGAUUUCUCAUAAAUAAUAUUGAAAAUGCAUACAACAGUUAAUAGGUGUUUCAAGGAGCAUCACUAUUUGGUUAAUCUUCUUUAUUUUCAAAUCUAAACUAAACCGGUUCAUUAUUUUAACCUAAAUAAAUAUAAGUAGGAUUAAGAGAUUUUAUGGACAAUCUUGAUCCUGUAAUAAUCAAUUCAACUCUAGAGUUUAGAGUAUGCUUAAAAGAUUAAUUAUUUGAAUAUUGUAAUUACAAUAGUAAAUAAAAAUGUUAACAAUUUCAAAAUAAAGGAUAAAUUUUAAUUGAUGGCUAAUAUUACUUUGGAUUUGAAUUUUAUAAUGAUUAUGUCGGUGAUAAAUUAGAAUUAGUAGACUUUUAGGAAUUAGAUGAAUUCCCAAGCAAUUGA